Funneliformis geosporum is the source of this 202-nucleotide messenger RNA. The record is from the annotation of a GenBank genome assembly. NCBI's taxonomy places the organism in Eukaryota, Fungi, Glomeromycota, Glomeromycetes, Glomerales, Glomeraceae.
AGUUAUAGUUGAUAAUAAAGAAAGUCCAAAAUGUCUUGGUUAUUGUUAUGAAUCAGGAAAAUUUUCAAGUAAUGUAGAAACUUCAGCCACAGAAGCUAUUUCAAGUUUAUAUAUGCAAAAUUUUUACAACAAAACAAGAAAAUCUGAUGCUAUAGCUAUUGGUUAUAAUGACAAAAAUAUAAUUGAAGAACUUCAAGAGAAC